Messenger RNA from Fragaria vesca subsp. vesca, 2600 nucleotides. RefSeq names its product probable rhamnogalacturonate lyase B-like. Lineage: Eukaryota; Viridiplantae; Streptophyta; Magnoliopsida; Rosales; Rosaceae. Bases 315 to 2231 code for a protein of 638 amino acids. The record is from RefSeq and is a predicted model, not a curated record. Gene Ontology annotation, molecular function: catalytic activity; carbohydrate binding. Gene Ontology annotation, biological process: carbohydrate metabolic process. The transcript is spliced from 15 exons.
CAUAACUUCAUAAGCUAGAGAAUAAGGCCACAGCGUUUCACGCAUCACUCAAGAGUCAUGACCAAGUAUGAUGUGUUCUAAGCUAACUUAACAUUUGACACCCCAACACGUCUACUGUAGCAGUGACGACUGAGUAAAGAAAUGGCAUCAGAAAGAAUCCUUCAUUUCUAAGUUUAAAAGCCAAAUGGUCGUUUCGUCGAUAAGAAAAUCGAGCUAUAUAUGGCCAAGCCAUUAUGACUUGCAGAGAAGUAGUUGAUCGAAUUCUGGGUUUCUAAGCCACAUAUCACAUUUCAAAGGGAGUCCUCACAAUUGCAAUGUCGUCCCAAGCUGUGAAAUUGCAUAUUCAGGAUCAUCAUGUUAUUUUGGAUAACGGCAUACUUCAAGUUACACUAUCAAAACCAGGUGGAAUUAUAACUGGAAUACAAUAUAAUGGCAUCGACAAUCUGCUUGAAAUUCAGAAUAAAGAAUCUGAUAGAGGGUAUUGGGACCUUGUUUGGAGUGAAGCAGGAAGUGUCGGAACAACCGGAACAUUUGAUGUAAUUAAAGGAACAAAGUUCACUGUAAUAGUGGAAAGCGAGGAACAGGUAGAGAUAUCAUUCACAAGAAACUGGAACCAUAAGAACAAGCAUGUCCCGCUAAAUAUAGACAAAAGGUUCAUAAUGCUUCGUAAUUCCUCAGGCUUCUACUCGUAUGCCAUCUAUGAGCACUUGAAAGAAUGGCCUCCAUUUAACCUUCCACAGACCAGGAUUACAUUCAAGCUCAGAAAAGAUAAGUUUCAGUAUAUGGCCAUAGCAGAUAACAGGCAAAGAAAUAUGCCUCUUCCUGAUGACCGAUUACCAGAUAGAAGCGAAGUUUUAGAUUUUCCAGAGGCAGUUCUUCUUGUCAAUCCCAUAGAGCCAGAAUUCAAAGGAGAGGUGGAUGACAAGUACCAGUACUCCUCCAAGAACCAGAACUUGCAAGUUCACGGUUGGAUAUGCAUGGAUCCACCCGUAGGGUUCUGGCAAAUAACACCCAGCAAUGAGUUUCGAUCUGGCGGACCUCUUAAACAGAACCUCUCCUCGCACGUUGGUCCCACUUGUCUUGCGAUGUUUCUCAGUGCUCACUAUUCAGGAGAAGACCUUGUGCUAAAGCUCAAGCCAGAUGAGCCAUGGAAGAAAGUGUUUGGUCCUAUUUUUAUCUAUCUCAAUUCCACACCCGAAGCAAUAGACUCAUUGUCGCUCUGGGAGGAUGCAAAGAAACAGAUGGUGACAGAAGUACAAACUUGGCCUUACAAGUUUCCAGCUUCUACCGACUUUCCACCAUCACAUGAACGGGGUAAUCUUAGUGGCAGAAUACAGGUUCAAGAUAGGUACUUAAGUGACACUUACAUACUCGCCAAAGGUGCUUAUGUGGGCUUGGCACCCCCUGGAGACCCUGGAUCAUGGCAGAGAGAUUGCAAGGGCUACCAGUUCUGGACAAGGGCAGAUGAGAAUGGUUAUUACACUAUAAAUGAUAUACGUGAGGGCGCCUAUGAUCUAUAUGCAUGGGUUCCUGGUUUUAUAGGAGAUUAUCGCUAUGAUGAAACUAUUAACAUAACCGCAGGUUGUAAUAUUGACAUUGGUGAUACUGUAUAUAAACCGCCAAGAAGUGGACCAACAUUGUGGGAAAUUGGCAUCCCUGAUCGUUCUGCAGCUGAAUUUUAUGUUCCUGAUCCUAAUCCAAAGUAUCUUAAUAAACUUUAUGUUAACCAUCCUGACAGGUUUAGGCAGUAUGGUUUAUGGGAAAGAUAUGAAGAUUUAUAUCCUGAGGAGGAUUUAGUAUACACCGUUGGUGUUAGUGACUAUACUAAAGAUUGGUUCUUCGCUCACGUUACCAGGAAGCAGGUUGAUGGCAAGUAUCAAGGAACUACAUGGAAAAUCAAGUUUCAACUUGACCAUGUCAAUCAGACAAAACCAUACACACUUCGGAUUGCCCUUGCUACUGCAAAUGUUGCAGAAUUACAGAUUCGUGUAAAUGAUUCCAAAACAGACUCACCACUAUUUACAACUGGAGUGAUAGGAAAAGACAACACUAUUGCUAGACAUGGAAUUCAUGGGCUCUACUGGCUGUAUAGCAUAGACAUACCGGGCACAUUGCUUUUGGAAGGAGUAAAUACAGUGUUUCUAACCCAAGCCAUGAGCAGCAGCCCUGUCCAGGGCCUUAUGUAUGACUAUAUCCGUUUAGAAGGUCCAUCAUCUUCUACUUCUACCUAAGAUAUAUGUGUCUCUAAUAGAAAUAGGAUAAAUAACAUCAAUCAAUUGGUGGAUUAUGUAUUUCUGAUGUGUGUGUAAAUUGGUUUGACUAUUAUUCCUACCAGUGUUCUAUUCCAUCAAUAAAAAAUUAUAGUGAUACACCAGAUGAAGAACACUAAAUUGUAAAAUAUAAAUGUUCAUUAAAAUCCAAUGCACACGUACUGCAAUAGAAGGCUCAUGGUGUUUGAGAUUUAGACUGAUUUGUUGAGUCUGCUCUUGGUAUCCUCGGCUGCAUCAGUAGCUUCAACUUGCAUUUUGGCAGUUACUAGGUCUGCUUCUGUUGCUUCUUUCUCACUUCUUGCUGUCAACCUCUUAGCCUGCUUCCAAAAA